GACAUGGAUAUUGACCUGUCUGUGCCUCAUUGUGUCGGUGUAUGAUCACAGCCGUUGAAAUUGUGAAAUAUGUUUUGAAUUCCAAAGAUUUGUGCGUUUAUUUCAAUUGAAUGUCAUUGAGAAUAAUCUGGCUUCGAAACCGGAGUGUUUUCUAAUAAGAAUUACGCAUAAUAUCUAGUGAAUUUCGAUAAUUCUCAAGCAAACAGGAUUUUGAGGAAACAUCAUGCCUCCCAAAAAGGUUCAAGAACCAGAAAAGAAACCCCUGAUUGGGCGAGUCGGUACCAAUCUUAGGGUAGGAAUCGUAGGAGUACCAAACGUAGGGAAAUCAACAUUCUUCAACGUCUUGACCAAAAGCUCCGCAGCUGCUGAGAAUUUCCCUUUCUGCACCAUCGAUCCCAAUGAAAGUCGUGUACCAGUCCCUGAUGCAAGAUACGACUAUCUUUGUGAAUAUUUCAAACCAUUAAGCAAAGUACCCGCUUUCCUGAACGUGGUCGACAUUGCCGGUUUGGUGAAAGGUGCAUCGGAAGGUCAAGGUCUAGGAAACGCCUUCCUUUCUCACAUCAGCGCCUGUGACGCCAUCUUCCACCUUUGUCGAGCCUUUGAAGACGAGAAUGUGACCCACGUGGAAGGAGACGUGAACCCAGUAAGAGAUUUAGAAAUAAUCAACGAAGAGUUGAGGAUAAAGGAUGAGGAAACCUUGAACAAGGCUCUGGAUAAGAUCGGUAGAGUUGUUGAAAGAGGAGCAGACAAGAAACUGAAGCCCGAAUACGACACGCUGCAGAAGGUGAAGCAUGUCCUGGUGGAUGAGAAGAACCACAUCAGGUUCGCCGACUGGGACGUAAAGGAUAUUGAAAUACUCAAUAAGUAUCUCUUCCUGACAUCAAAGCCAGCCCUCUACCUGAUCAAUCUCGCUGAGAAGGAUUACAUCAAGAAGAAGAACAAAUGGUUGAUGAAGAUCAAGGAAUGGGUUGACAAGCACGAUCCAGGUGCGCUCAUCAUACCUUUCUCCGGGGCCUUCGAGCACAAGCUGGUGGAGGAGUACGAGGAUCCCGAGCUCAGGAAGAAGUUCUUGGAGGACAACAAUGUUACCAGCGCUUUAGAUAAGAUCGUAGUCAACGGUUAUAAAGCACUUCAGUUGGAAUACUUCUUCACUGCUGGCCAUGACGAGGUGAAAGCUUGGACGAUACAAAAAGGUACGAAGGCGCCACAAGCUGCAGGUCGCAUCCAUACCGACUUCGAGAAAGGUUUCAUCAUGGCAGAAGUCAUGAAGUUCCAAGACUUCAAGGAAGAGGGCUCUGAAUCUGCUUGUAAGGGAGCAGGGAAGUACAGACAGCAAGGAAGAAACUACGUGGUGGAAGAUGGAGAUAUAAUUUUCUUCAAAUUCAACGCUGGAGCAGGUCUUAAAGAUGCGAAGAAGAAAUGAUAAACUCUACUCAUACAAAACUUGACUAACACUGCUUCAUGUUUUGCUUGAUGAUUUUCAUUAUCGACUUAAUGUAAGGAAUAAAUUAUGACUUGGUUUAAAA
Molecule: messenger RNA, 1526 nt
Organism: Harmonia axyridis
Lineage: Eukaryota; Metazoa; Arthropoda; Insecta; Coleoptera; Coccinellidae
Product: obg-like ATPase 1
Exons: 10
Coding region: 224-1423 (399 amino acids)
Cellular component (GO): cytoplasm
Molecular function (GO): ATP hydrolysis activity; GTP binding; ATP binding
Source: RefSeq, a predicted model, not a curated record